CGCCCCCGCGCCCCCGGGCCCCUUCCUGCAAAGGACGGGCCGCAACUCGUUCACCGUGCACCCCCGCGGCCGCCCCGACGCCCCCGACCCGCCCGUCACCCUCAUCGACGAGGCGGACCCCGCGCCCCCCGCCUACCGCCCGCACCCCCCGGACCCGCCCCGGGACGCCGCCGCCGCCGCCCUCCGCAUCCUGGUGGUCGGGGGCUACCUGGCCCCCGCCAAGUCCUGCCUCGCCAAGACCAGGCCCGCCGGCACCAAGAUGAAGAUUUCGUUCAACGAGAAGAGCCUGGAGACCACGUUCGAAUACCCCUCCGAGAACUCGCUGGGUCAAGAUGCCAACGGGCAGGCAUCCGGCUCCGACGAGGAAGACGAAGAGGAGGAGAAGAGCUUGACUCUGAUCCUCCCUCGGGCGACUUUCGCAAACAGCUCUGGGUCGGACGGCGCUUCCCACCCCCCCGAAUUAAACUCAGGUUUGUCCAGUUACACCCCCAAGCACUCAGGGAAGUUCGACAAGUGGCGAGUGCGGACGUUUGAGGAGAGUCUCGUGGAGACGAGGGAGGAAUCCUCCGCGGAGCCCCCCGGGAGGGAAGUGAUGCUCACCCCAGCCAGCCCGAAUGACCUCUCGGACUUCCGCAGCGAGCCCGCCCUCUACUUCUGACGGCCGGGGGGGAAACGCGGCGGGCGAGACGCCCGCCCACCAGCCGGAGGCCCCGCCGGGCCCGCUCUGCACACCCCACCCACCCCUCCUCAGAGCCUGACCAUCGCCUGUCGGGAGAGGGGGAAGGGGCGGGCCGGCGCUCAUCCGUCUAGACGUCGGGCCGCCGGGGCCGUGCCUUCGGCCCGGGGGGGGGCCGAAGUCAUCCCGGACGGGCCUUUCCCCACGUCCUUCGCCGUCACCUAGACGUUCACCCGAAACGGUUCCCGUCAGGGGGAGCCAGCCGAGUUUCCUCUCCGGCUCCAGGCCUGCCGUGCCUUCGUUCCCGGAGUCCCGGCUGACCGCGGGCCCCGGGGGGCCGGAGCGGGGACCCGUCCGGAGGCCGAGACCGGACCUCCGGCCUCCUCACGGCGGUCCAGGCGGGAAGCCCUGCUCGGUUUGGCCGGGGUCGGAGGGCGCCGCCACGGAGAGCUGCCCUCUUCCUUCCCCUACCGUGGAGAUGCCAGCCCGGGGCGGGGGGAGGCCCGCCCCGUUCCCGCUCCCCGGGGCUGCGGACGGAGAACCCCCCCCCCCCCCCCCGUUUUUCCCGGCUUCCGUGUCAAACGGCCCUCUCUGGGGACGGACGUCCCCGGCCACCUCCGUGCUCCGCAGCUGACCCGAACCUCUCUCCCUCCUCGGCUCCCGGCCCGGACCCCCCACCCGGCCCCAGGCGGGGGUCCCCCGAGACGUCGGCCGGGGGCCCGCGAGCCCCGAGGGGGCCGCUGGUCUCCGCCUGCCGGGCCCGCCGCAGGCCUCCGGCUCUGCCUCGCUGCCGGGACCCGCUCCGGGGCCCCGGCUCUGGAUCCGGGAAUGAUUGGGAAAGAAAAAGGGGAUCGGGAGGGAGGGGGUCGGCCCCACGAAUCGGUGACGCUGCGGGGGCUGUGAUCAGCACUGUUGAUUUUUGUAAUUCUUUUCCAAAUGCUCUUUUCACCGUCUGUCAACGGGACCUAAUAAAUGGCACAAGACAAAUUCCGGCACUGGA
This is a messenger RNA of Ornithorhynchus anatinus (platypus), 1676 nucleotides long. It is a transcript of the gene TPRN, whose product is annotated as taperin. Gene Ontology annotation, biological process: auditory receptor cell stereocilium organization; stereocilium maintenance; sensory perception of sound. The transcript is spliced from 4 exons. NCBI's taxonomy places the organism in Eukaryota, Metazoa, Chordata, Mammalia, Monotremata, Ornithorhynchidae. The record is from RefSeq and is a predicted model, not a curated record. Gene Ontology annotation, cellular component: stereocilium base. Gene Ontology annotation, molecular function: phosphatase binding. Bases 260 to 658 code for a protein of 132 amino acids.